This is a messenger RNA of Drosophila serrata, 3125 nucleotides long. It is a transcript of the gene clumsy, whose product is annotated as glutamate ionotropic receptor kainate type subunit clumsy. Lineage: Eukaryota; Metazoa; Arthropoda; Insecta; Diptera; Drosophilidae. Gene Ontology annotation, cellular component: membrane. The record is from RefSeq and is a predicted model, not a curated record. Gene Ontology annotation, molecular function: signaling receptor activity; ligand-gated monoatomic ion channel activity. Gene Ontology annotation, biological process: monoatomic ion transport.
CAAUGGAAAUCUCCGGGUUUUAGUAUACAAAAUGUAUACGAUAUUCGCACACUUCCUGUUGAUGGCCAUACCCGCAAUGGCAGAUCGAAAUCAGUUCAUGGUGGGCAGCAUCUUUACAUCGGACAAAGAUGAGUCGGAAAUUGCAUUCCGCACUGCAGUGGAUCGAGCAAAUAUAUUGGAACGCACUAUAGAACUGGUUCCCAUUGUGAUGUAUGCCAAUACGGAUGAUAGUUUCAUCAUGGAAAAAAUGGUUUGCAAUUUAAUUUCCCAAGGAGUAAUUGCUAUUUUUGGACCCAGUACAGGCAGCAGCUCAGAUAUUAUUGCUUCGAUAUGCGAUACCUUGGACAUACCUCACAUUGUAUACGAUUGGAUACCCAAUGAAUCCAUACCAGAUCGAGAACACUCCUCCAUGACACUAAAUGUGCAUCCUGAUAAUCUCUUAUUGUCCCAAGGAUUUGCGGAGAUAGUACAGAGCUUUGGUUGGCGGAGUUUCACAGUUGUAUACGAGUCCGAUAGAGAGCUCCAACAGCUGCAGGAUAUUUUGCAAGUCGGGGAGCCUAGCAGUAAUCCCACGACAGUAAAACAACUUGGCUCGGAUGAAGAUCACAGGCCGUUCUUGAAGGAAAUUAAACUCUCCACGGAUAACUGUCUGAUCCUGCAUUGUUCUCCGGAUAACUUAUUGCCCAUAUUGCAGCAAGCUAACGAGUUAAAAAUGUUGGGCGAAUAUCAGAGCGUCUUCAUACCCCUUCUUGAUACCCAUACCAUUGAGUUUGGAGAUCUAUCCGGCGUUGAAGCCAACAUAACCACAGUUCGUUUGAUGGAUCCCACAGAUUUUCAUAUCAAGAAUGUGGUCCAUGAUUGGGAGGAGCGGGAAAAACGUGAGGGACGCUACUAUAAAGUGGAGCCAGAGAAGGUAAAAACUCAGAUGAUUCUGAUCAACGAUGCCGUUUGGCUGUUUUCUAAGGGUCUUACUGAGCUGGGAAUUUAUGAAGAACUUGCUGCACCGGAACUUGAAUGCAGGAGGAAGAAGCCUUGGCCUUUUGGGAAGCGGAUCAUUGAGUUUAUGAAGGCUCGCUCGGAGGAGACAGCCACUGGCAGAAUAGACUUCAACGAGAAUGGUCAAAGAAGCUUUUUCACCUUACGCUUCAUGGAACUAAAUGCUGGUGGCUUUCUGGACCUGGCCACUUGGGAUCCGGUAAAUGGCCUGGAUGUGCUCAAUGAUGACGAGGAGAGUGAGAAGAGGGUGGGCCAGAAGCUCUCGAAUAAAACCUUCAUUGUCUCCUCUCGACUGGGAGCCCCGUUCCUCACAUUGCGCGAACCCGAGGAGGGACAAAUCCUUUCGGGUAACUCUCGUUAUGAGGGCUACUCCAUUGACCUCAUCGAUGCCAUUGCCAAAAUGCUGAACUUUAAGUACGAAUUCAGGAUGUCGCCGGAUGGCAAGUAUGGUGCUUUGAACAAGGCUACCCAGACAUGGGAUGGCAUUGUGAGGCAACUCCUUGAUGGGAAUGCUGACCUUGGCAUCUGUGACUUGACAAUGACAUCUUCUAGACGCCAGGCAGUGGACUUUACACCCCCUUUUAUGACCUUGGGCAUUAGUAUCCUGUUCUCCAAGCCACCCACUCCACCCACGGAUUUGUUUUCCUUCCUGUCCCCCUUUUCGCUGGAUGUGUGGAUCUAUAUGGGAUCGGCUUACUUGUUCAUAUCCCUGUUGCUUUUUGCUUUGGCUCGAAUGGCCCCCGAUGAUUGGGAGAAUCCACAUCCCUGCAAGGAGCCUGAGGAAGUGGAGAAUAUAUGGUCCAUAAUGAACACCACUUGGCUAUCCAUAGGCUCACUGAUGGGACAGGGCUGCGACAUAUUGCCCAAGGCUGCUUCCACAAGAUUGGUGACUGGAAUGUGGUGGUUCUUUGCUUUAAUGAUGCUUAACUCCUACACGGCCAAUUUGGCUGCCUUUCUCACAAAUUCUCGUCAGGGAAACUCCAUCAACAGCGCCGAAGAUCUGGCGGCUCAGAGCAAGAUUAAAUAUGGAGCUAUGGCCGGUGGCUCCACCAUGGGUUUCUUCAGGGACUCCAACUUCAGCACCUAUCAAAAAAUGUGGACAGCCAUGGAGAGUGCCAGUCCCUCGGUUUUUACCAAGACCAAUGACGAAGGUGUGGAGCGAGUGCAAGGGAAGAAUCUAUAUGCCUUCCUGAUGGAAUCCACCACUCUGGAGUAUAAUGUGGAGCGGAAAUGCGAUUUGGUGCAGAUCGGUGGAUGGUUGGACUACAAGAGUUAUGGCAUUGCAAUGCCUUUUAAUUCCCCAUACCGCAAACAGAUCAGUGGAGCUGUUCUCAAACUCGGUGAACUUGGUCAGUUGGCGGCUAAGCGGAAGUGGUGGAAGGAAAUGCAUGGCGGAGGCAACUGUGAAAAGAGCGAUGAAGAAGGCGGAGACACACCCGAACUAGGACUGGAGAAUGUGGGCGGUGUCUUCCUGGUGCUGGGUCUCGGUUUGUGUGCGGCCAUGGUUCUCGGUUGCUCAGAGUUUCUGUGGAAUGUCAAGUCGGUGGCUAUUGAGGAGAAGAUUUCCCUCAAAGAAGCAUUAAAAUCGGAGGCUCUUUUUGCGGCCAGAAUUUGGAUUACCACCAAACCUGUACACACCAGCUCCGAUUCGGGAAGCUCUUCUUCAGCCGGCUCAAGCUCCUCAUCGAAAUCCAACAAGUCCAAGUCAAGUCACUCCAAGCAUUCCUCGAAAUCCCACGGUCUGUCUAUGAAAAGCCUCAAGAGUUCAGCGGAUCACGAUGUAGAGGCCUCGGUACAUAGCAAAUUAAAGAAAAUUGGAUCCAUGUUCUCAUUGAAAUCACAAAAGACCACCACUCCGCCACCGCAAGCGCCGCCAAUUGGAUGGAAAGUGGACAAUCCACACAGAUGGAUGAAGAAGAGCCUGAAGAAUCCAAGGAUCAGAGCCAGAACCCGAGCUAGAGCCAGAGCCAGAGCCGGAACCGGAGCAGCCGCACCAUCGACAUCAUCACCAUCAUCACCAUCGCCAUCAUCAUCAUCAUCGCCAUCAACCGGAAGAGGAUUCAUCGCCUAACCAAAGGAUCAGUAAAUUGAGUAAUGGAGUUUGAAGAAAAAUAAUACCCUUUACAACU